AUGGCGAGCCGAGACCAUUCGAUCAAAAACAACCUGGGGCAGCAGCUCCAGCAGCUCAAGAAGAGCGACCAUGACCGCUCUGUGCAGGGCCACCCUAUCGUUGCUGGUCGGGGCAAUGCCGGCGCAGGUGCAGCAGCAGUAUCGGAAGACACUGCUUCCACUCAACCCAAGUUCAGCUUUGCCCAGCUGGGAAAUCGUGUGGGUCCGAUGAUGCCCAGCUCGCAGCCGUCGAGAGUUCCUCAGCGGCCUGGGCCCCACGCUAAUGUGCUGGAGCAAACCAUCGUCAUUUGCCAGAUCUUUCAGUUUCAGCCAUCCAUCCACCACGGCAGCCCCCAAAUCUGCGGUGGCUGGGACGAUCUCGACGACGACAUGUGGCAGCAGACGAAUGUCCAAGAUUUGCAGGAUCGAUUGGCUGCGCUAAACGGCCGAUGGGUCCAGAUUCUAGAAGGCCUGGUUCGGUUCGUCGAGGACGACGACCCGACCGAAAGCGAUCUGCUUGAGAAAGCGGCCCUGAUUUCGGAAAAGAAAGCACUUGCCCCCAGAAUCGACGAGCUCAAGGCUCAGAUCCGCUCGCUGGAGAAAGCCUCGACCGCAGACGCCACUGCAACAAACAGCUUGGGAUCGCUAUCGAAUCGGCAAUCUGCCACAAGAAGUAUCGAGAAUGCUGCUCACUCAAAGCCCGGACCUUCAAGAGCCUUGCAGCGCGCCCCGUCGCCAGCACCGCCGCUGAACGGCAUGCCCAUUCCGGCAGACAUAGACGAAUAUUAUUGCCAGGACGACUUUAUCCCCGAUGAGGCAUUCUGUGACGACUGGCCCGAUGUCGAUGAUCCCAUUAUCCACGACUAUCAAGACAUGGAUAUUGGCGUCGGCUCGUCAAAGGGAACUGGUCCCCUGCCCGACGCCUCGAAUCGACCCUUGGCCAUCGCCAGUGCAGCAUCGGCCACUUCAAAUGUGCCGUCGACCACCCCUUGGUCUACCACAGCGCUUGUCGGGGCAGCGACAUGUACCAGGAAAGCCGCCGCCGCUGCUGGAGGUCCUGCAAAUCCCACAAAAUCCUUCGGUCUCUCGACAGGCGAUGGCUUUCAAGCUGCACAUGGCGGCACGAACUCCGCGAGUCGCAGCUUCCUCAAGCCCAGUUCCGCCAUUAACCUGGACCGGCGGCCGCUCAAUAACUCUGGCGCGAUAGCCGAAGUGAUCGAAGAGGCUGAGCCAGACCAAUCUGAAGAUAGUCGGAUAUAUCCGUGGUCUGCUGAAGUCAACUGGGCAUUGCUGAAGCAGUUUGGACUCAAGCAGUUUCGCCACAACCAACUCGAGGCAAUCAACACCACACUUUCGGGCAAGGACUGCUUCAUUCUGAUGCCGACGGGAGGUGGAAAGAGUCUGUGUUAUCAGCUCCCAGCCAUUGUCUCCAAAGGCGCAACGAGAGGACUGACAGUUGUCGUGUCGCCUCUCCUGUCGCUGAUGCAAGAUCAGGUAACACACCUGCUCACACUUGAGCUCUAUGCCCCUGAACUCCGCCCCAAGCUCCUCUAUGUCACUCCCGAGAUGCUCACCCGCAGUAACAAGUUUCGGAGCGCGCUGACGCAUUUGUACCAAAGAAAACUUGUGGCACGCUUUGUGAUCGACGAAGCGCACUGCGUUAGUCAGUGGGGCCAUGAUUUCCGCCCAGACUACAAGGAUCUCGGCUUCUUAAGGCGCGAGUACCCCAAUAUCCCAAUCAUGGCGCUCACAGCCACGGCCAACGAAAAGGUCAAGAUCGACGUUCAGGCUUGUCUCCAGCUACAAAACUGUGUGACAUUCGUGCAAAGUUUCAAUAGAGCCAAUCUGAGGUACGAAGUACGGCCCAAGAACCGAAGCAUCGACGAUGACAUCGUCGCCUUCAUCAACACAUUUUAUCCAGGCAAAUCGGGGAUCAUUUACUGCACCUCGAAGCGGUCGUGUGAAGAAACGACGGACCGACUCAAUAAUCGUUACGGUCUCAAGGCUGCCUUCUACCAUGCUGGCCUCGACAAACAAGACCGACAACGCAUCCAAGAGGAGUGGAUUAUGAACAAAGUUCUCAUCAUCGUGGCCACAGUUGCCUUUGGCAUGGGCAUCGACAAGUCAGAUGUUCGAUUCGUGAUCCACUACUCACUUCCACAGAGCAUCGAGGGGUACUACCAGGAAACAGGACGGGCUGGUCGAGAUGGCAAGGAAUCGACCUGUGUGCUGUUCUACUCCUACCGAGACAAACACGUGAUCGAGACGCUCAUCGACCGAGGCGAGGGGAGUGCCGACCAGAAAGAGCGUCAACGCAACAACCUGCGCCAGAUGAUUGCCUACUGCGACAACCAAGUGAACUGCCGGAGAGAGAUUGUACUGCAGUACUUUGGAGAGCGCUUCGACAAAGUACUCUGCAAUCGCACCUGUGACAACUGCCGGAAUGGCACCACCUAUAUCAUGCGUGACGUCACGAAUGCGGCCAUCGAUCUGGUCAAGUUCGUCCAGUCCGUGCGAUCGCAGAGAGUCACAUUGAACCAUGUCAUUGAUGUGUACCGCGGGAUGAAGCGCGCCAAGAUUGUGCAAAUGGGCCACACGAAUCACGAAAUUCACGGCAAAGGAAAGCACUAUAGCAAGUCGGAUCUCGAGCGUAUAUUGCACGAGCUGACCGCGCGUGAUGUGCUGGUGGAGAACUGCCAGCGAAAUCAGCAGGGAUUUGUGACAGCGUAUGCGCAGCUCAACAUCGCUGUGCCGUUCAUGAAUGAAGAUGCCGCUCCUCAGACAACGAGCACGACGGGGCCUGCACCCGCGACAAACGCUGCGCCUGGCUCUUGGAUCCACAAACUACCGACCCGAUCCAAACGGAAGACUGCUGUGGCGUCGGAUGUCGAUGACGACGAUGACGACGAGACCUACGUGGAGAGCGAGAUGGCCGAAGUCAGGGCCGCCAGAACCAGAGGGACCACCAGAGGGGCUACGACCCGAUCCACCUCGAAGCGAACAAGAUCGGCCGCUGGCGGCCACGUAGAGGUGUCUGAGACACCGCCACCAGAGCCACCCCAGAUCCAGGGCAUCAAGAGCAAGUGCUUUGACGAGCUCAAGCGUCUGAGGAAUACGUAUGUCCAGAGGCUCAAGUGCAAGCCGGAGAGCAUAUUUACCGAUUUUACACUCGGCGAACUGUCGUCCAAGCUGCCAACCGGCAUUAUGGAAUUCCUGAGCAUACCCUCCAUCGACGACGACAAAUUUGAACGAUAUGGCCGGGAGUUUUUGGAGGCCACCAAGCGAUAUGCACGAAUGGCAAGCGAAGCAGCAAAGUCGGCAUCUGACGGGCGUGGAGCCCACUCGGCUCAGCUACCAGAGUAA
Messenger RNA from Polychytrium aggregatum, 3342 nucleotides. Its product is annotated as P-loop containing nucleoside triphosphate hydrolase protein. NCBI's taxonomy places the organism in Eukaryota, Fungi, Chytridiomycota, Chytridiomycetes, Polychytriales. The transcript has 26 exons. Gene Ontology annotation, biological process: double-strand break repair via homologous recombination; DNA replication. Gene Ontology annotation, cellular component: nucleus; cytoplasm; chromosome. Gene Ontology annotation, molecular function: four-way junction helicase activity; ATP binding; 3'-5' DNA helicase activity. Bases 1 to 3342 code for a protein of 1113 amino acids. The record is from RefSeq and is a predicted model, not a curated record.